CAUCUUGGAGCCGGGCAAAAAAAGCUAUGCGUGGCCUACCCUCGCUCCGGGCCACGCGGAAACCGCCGUCCGCAGGGCCGCGAGAAGGACUCGGAGCAAGGAGCACUCCAGCAGCACGGCGCCUCUCAAGAAAGCCCGCGCUCUCGGGCGGGGGAAUUUAUCACUCAGCCAGAGUCCAAGAUGGCGACGGGCUGUGACGUAAAGAAGAUCUCGUGAGAGAGUGAGGGCGCGAUUUGGAGGAGCCCGCGCGAACGCUCGAGGGGAGGGACUCCCCAAGGAUCGCGGGAGCGUCUCCAGUGGUGAGGAAGAGGCCGGCAGUGGGGCGUGAGCGCCGCAGCGCAUGCCGGGAUCGCCGCCCCUUAGGCGGGGCCUAACUCGAGCUCGGAGCGCGGGACCGAGGAAAGUACGGGUCCCGGGAGGGUUGCCGGCGCUCUGGAAGUCGCGUGAAGUGUGGUGGCUCUUGAGGAGUGCAAAAAUAAAACGCCUUCGAUAUUGCAAGUAGAUUAGAGGGAAGUGAGAAAGCUUCUAAAGAUGAAGGCGUUUCCGACCAUCUGCAGGCAGCUCAGAAGCUCAAGGAGGUUUUCUCUAGAACCAACCGCCCAUGUGGAUUUCUCCACUUCUUGCGCAUGUAGCCGAAAGAAAAAGGUGAGCCCUUAUAAAGAAGUGGACCAAGGAAAGUACUCCGAUUUAGUACAGUCUGUCUUGUCGUCCAGAGGCCUUGCUCAGACUCCAGAAUCCUUGUUUGAGGAAGAUAAUUUACUGUAUGGCCCUGUGAGUAAGUGUAAGCCCCCAAAGCAAGAUGAGAAAGCAAGAGUUCCAGGAAACUGGUGUCCUCUCUUCAACCCAGAGAGAAUAAAGCUAAAUGCAACAAGUACUCCUACAAUUCCUUUGAAAAUCCCUCUGCAAAGAAAUAUGAUACCAAGUGUGACCAAGAUCCUUCAGCAGACCAUGACAUCGGAACAGAUUUUCUACUUGGAGAGGUGGAAAAAGCGGAUGAUUCUGGAACUGGGAGAAGAUGGCUUUGAAGAGUAUUCCUCAAACCUAUUUUUACAAGGGAAACGGUUCCAUAAAGCCUUAGAAAGCAUACUUUCACCCCAAGGGGACUUGAAAGAGAGAGAUGAGAAUCUUGAAUGUGGAUAUGUUGAAAGUGUCCAGCAUAUUCUGAAAGAUGUCAGUGGAGUGCGAGCUCUGGAAAGUGCUGUUCAACAUGAGACCUUAAAAUAUGUGGGUCUACUGGACUGUGUGGCUGAGUAUCAGGGCAAGCUGUGUGUGAUUGAUUGGAAGACAUCGGAGAAACCGAAACCUUAUAUUCGAAAUACAUUUGACAACCCACUGCAGGUUGUGGCCUAUAUUGGUGCCAUAAAUAAUGAUGCCAACUACAGCUUUCAGGUUCAGUGUGGCUUAAUUGUGGUGGCCUACAAAGAUGGAUCUCCUGCCCACCCACAUUUCAUGGACACUGAGCUCUGUUCCCAGUACUGGGCCAAGUGGCUUCUUCGACUAGAAGAAUAUACACAGAAGGAAAAGAACCAGAAUAUUCAGAAACCAGAUCAGGGGACAGAGUGAUGUUUGGGAAGCUCUAUUGCUGUUUACUAUAGAGAUGCCACAGGAUCUGAGAGCUACAUAACACAAGUGGAAGCAUUUGUUGAAAUGUAUUACAACUAAAAAGUUCAAAAGCCAGAAAAGUUUAGAUCUUAAGGAUUGGAAUUGGGCACAGGAAAGAAGCACAAGUAGGCAACGUCUAUCAUUUACCUGGAAAAGGGCAAGCAGGCACUGGUGGCUCUGGGACUCCCCCUUAGAAGUUUCUGUAUCCCAAGCAGGAUGCUCAGUCCUUGAAUUGAGAUUGGAGGGUGGGAGGUUUGGCAUGCAAGGAGUUCCCCAGGGUACCCCAGGAGGGAAGGGUCUGCACACCCCCAGGCUAUGUAUAGAGGGAGAACAUAGGCCAACUCCUUCUGUCAAUGUGGUUUCCUAAAACUAGUUUUAUAUGUUGAAGAUUUCUAUAUAUUUGGGGAAGGGGGAAGCUUUCAUUUAACAUUUUUGAAAAAAUUCAUUUUUUUCAUAUUUAAUGUGAUUCUUUAGCCUUAAGUAAACAUUGUUCUCUGGGAAAAUUCAAAUUCUCAUAUGAAUUAUGAGAUUCAUAAUUAUGGAUAUUUUAGUAGCUCUAUUCUGGUUUGAGUCCAUGAGCCAUGUACAUAAAGUAAAAGUAUCACUUGUGAGAUUCUUCAGCUAGGGGGAGCAAUAAUUUUUGUGUUUUUGGUAAGUAAUAAAAAGUAUUAGUUGUCACUGAGAUGCCCAUAAUAAAUCCCCACUAUAGCUUUGGGGAAAGGCUCCCUGUUUUAUGGAAUGGGAUAGCAUUUAAGUUACAGUUGUGGUCUUAGAAUACUAGGGUGCUACAAUUAAUUUUGUCUUUAAUUAGCUAUAUUAAGAAAUAAAAUACAAGAUGUGAGUAAAGUAA
Messenger RNA from Canis lupus familiaris (dog), 2452 nucleotides. RefSeq names its product mitochondrial genome maintenance exonuclease 1 (gene MGME1). Bases 532 to 1563 code for a protein of 343 amino acids. Lineage: Eukaryota; Metazoa; Chordata; Mammalia; Carnivora; Canidae. Gene Ontology annotation, biological process: mitochondrial DNA replication. Gene Ontology annotation, molecular function: single-stranded DNA exodeoxyribonuclease activity. Gene Ontology annotation, cellular component: mitochondrion. The record is from RefSeq and is a predicted model, not a curated record. The transcript has 5 exons.